UCGUAAUUUAUUAACAUUUCUGUGAUUUUUUUAUCUAGUGGAAGUUUUUCAGUGCUUCUGAACUAAAAUUAGAAAAUAAUAUGGCAACUGUUGCAAACUCAAAUAUUAUUAUUCACUGUCACUUGUGACUUGAAAUCAGAAAAUGCCUAUAUUGUAUUCUGUUGUUGCUCAUGGGAGCACUGUGUUGGCUAAAUAUGCAAGAUGUGCUGGUAAUUUUUCUGAAGUGACCGAACAAAUAUUAGCUAAAAUAUCACUGGAGCAACCAAAACUCACUUACUCACAUGGAAGCUACUUGUUCCAUUAUAUCUUGGAAGAUGAAAUUAUCUACCUCUGCAUAACAGAUGAUGAUUUUGACAGAUCACAUGCAUUUAGUUUCCUGAAUGAAAUUAAACGAAGAUUUAAAAAUGCAUAUGGAACAAGAGCUUUGACAGCUUUACCGUAUGCUAUGAACAGUGAGUUUUCAAGGAUAUUAGCAUCUCAAAUGAAACAUUUUUCUGAAAACAAAGAUGUUGACAGACUAUCGAAAGUUCAGGGAGAAAUUGAUGAGCUGACAGAAAUCAUGGUUCAAAACAUUGAUUCUGUUGCUAACAGAGGAGAGAGAUUGGAAUUACUGGUUGACAAAACUGAAAAUUUGAAUUCUGCUUCUGUAACCUUUAGGAAAACAAGCAAAAAUCUGGCACGUUCUAUGUGCAUCAAGAAUGUAAAAAUAACUGUGAUUAUUGUCCUUGUAAUGCUGGUUAUUUUGUAUAUAAUUGUGUCAGCAUCUUGUGGAGGAUUGAGUUGGCCAAAUUGCGUGUAGCCGUUGCUGAAUUUUAGAUUUCUUACUUAAUGAAGAUUUACACAUUUUAGUGUAUUUGUAACAAUUAUUUUCAAUCAUAACUGAUUAUGAGCUGAAUGUUUUAAUAUAAAUGAAAUGCCUAUAAAACAUUCCUGUAUUUUACAUUUUCCUUGAAACUGUUGAUCAAUCUCAAUUAUAUUUGUAUCACAAAAUCACUGUUUUUAUCACAUUCUAAAAUUUUUCAAACCAAAUGUUCUAAAAUGCUUUUCUGUAUUUUCUUUGCUAAAAACUCCCUUCUCUUGUUAUGUUUAAGCUUCCUAGUGUUUUUAUGAAUAUUGUGACAUAAUAAUGAAUGCCCCCUAUUCUAUGUUUUGUAAAUAUAUUAAGUGUUUGUGUUAAAUAAAGUUCUUAUUUCAGCUUGUAA
Messenger RNA from Argiope bruennichi, 1202 nucleotides. RefSeq names its product vesicle-associated membrane protein 7-like (gene Vamp7). Gene Ontology annotation, biological process: vesicle fusion; exocytosis. Gene Ontology annotation, molecular function: SNARE binding; SNAP receptor activity. The transcript is spliced from 9 exons. The coding region runs from base 143 to 799 and encodes 218 amino acids. Gene Ontology annotation, cellular component: SNARE complex; membrane. NCBI's taxonomy places the organism in Eukaryota, Metazoa, Arthropoda, Arachnida, Araneae, Araneidae. The record is from RefSeq and is a predicted model, not a curated record.